UUAUCAGCAGCAAAGACAAGACAAAAACAUGAAUAAUACUGGCCCCUCCCUCCCCAUUUGAUCUUUUCCCGCCCCCUUUACGUCCCAAAAUACAGAGUCGAACCUGUUGCUCCCAAGCUUAGGAGUCACAGAUAGCUUAGACAACACACAGAGCAGGGGCAGCAGGGGUGAACUUCCAGGAAAACACACAGUAGGUUCACAACCAAACAGGAAGAUGGAACAAAAUCAUCUGUCACUUCAAAUGGAUUACUUAGAAAGAUGAGAGGAGAGAGUAAGAGAACACGCACGUUGAAAGAAGUCCUCCAUGGAGCUUGAUGGUACUUUAAUGAGUUGCUGCCAAGGAAUUCUUCUCCAACCCCGUCCGUCCUUUAAAACCCUUUUACAUCUUCAGCGUUGCUGGAAUAUUGGCAUGGAACACUGGAGAUAUCUUUGAAAAAAUUUCAAAAGAAAAGCAUUAUAAAAGAACAAACUGACGGAGUGAAAGACAAGAAAAAUAGAACGUUUUGUUUCUGCGAUCCAACCACCCCAUUACUCAUUUUAGUUGAAACACAGGGGUGGUGAGAGCCAUGGAUGAAACCACAAAGGGUGUUCAGGAGACAAUGGUCAGCGAGGCUCUGGUUCAGUUCAAUGCCACCUUGCAAGAUGCCAUAAAGGAGGUGAACGUGGACGUAAGUGCUUUCAAGCAGCGCAUAGAGCAGAGGAUCGAGGAAAUGUGCAUCUCCAACGGACGAUUGGCCGAGUCAGUGACCAAGCUGCAGGAGGAGAACCUGCAGCUCAGGGGGAAGCUGGAGGCCCUCAGCCGCCUGGUGGAAGGUCUCGAUGGGGUGAAGAUCGAGAGGAGUCCUGCUGAAGUGAAGGAGAAGAUCAAGCAGGAAAGUAUAGAGAAUGGACAUGCAGAAAUACAGUCCAAGACCCUGGAAGAUCAGAGGGGUCUUGCUAACUCUGGAACCACUACCUCGAACUCUGAACCAUCAGGUUCAAGUGCAGGAUCAAGCCAUGCUGCUGCCGCUGUGGCUGCUGCUCCCAGCAACACCUCAGUCCCUCCUCCAUGGAGAGCAAAGAGACUUGCUGAAAUGAAUGGCACUGAUGGAAAAGGGGAGAAAAACAGUGCCACAACUGCACAAGAGAAUGGGAAUCACAAGCAGCAAGAAAACAUAUCAGUGGACUCCGAUGCGGCCCAAAUUGCUGAAACUGUUCCCAAAUCCCACCAGCCUCUCACCUCCAUCACCAAACCAGGCUCAGUGUCUUCAGCCAUAACUAACUCUUCUGUGGAAACCCCCAAAAUGCCUGACCAGGAAGACUCAAGUCCUCUUACCAAACCCCAUUCUCCCCUCACUGCAAUGACAAAAGCCAGCUCUGAAGCUCCAGCAGUUCCUCAGUGUCCUGCCUCAGUGGCCAAAGAAACACAAGAAACACCAGUGAAAUCAUUAGAGUCUCCUGCUAAAAGUGAUGCUGAUGAACCCCAGCCCCAUCUCCCUGUCACUGCCAUGAGCACCAAACCCAGUCCUGAGGGUCUGCUUGCAGCCAAACCUGCUCAGACUCCAGCAUCAGUGCCUAAAGCAGCAGAGGCUCCAACAGGGGAGGCAGGGGAAUAUCCUUUUAAAAGAGGUACAUCUGGAGCAAAAGAGGUGCCUUCUCGGGUAUCCCAGGAACAGUCAAGCUCUGAAUCCCAGUCUGUCACCCAUCUUCCCCUCACAGCUGUGACCAAGAACAGCUCUGACACUUCUGCUGCACCCAAAUCUGAUCAGAGUUCUGCUUCAGCACUGAAUCCUUCAGUACCAGAAUCCCCAACAAUAAAGCGAGGCCAAUAUCCAUUUAGACGUGAUGUCAGUGAACCCAAGCCGUACCUGCCUCUCACUGCCAUGACUAAACCCAACACAGAGUCUUCAUCAUCUGCUAUGCCAGCACAGACUCCAAGUCUUUCAGGAUCACAGGACACUACUGUAAAACCAGGGGAAUAUCCCUUUAAGCGAGCACCAGUUCUCAAGACAUCCAGUCCCAGUCUAAAGAGAAGUGUGAGCUUCCCUCAAUCAGCAGAAAAAUUGCUUCCCUCCAAAUCAAUCAUAAAAUCUGGUUUCUCACCUAAGUUGGACAAGAAAGUAAACAAAGCAGGAGGGGAUGAGUUAAAGCAGGACUUGAUGAAAUCUAAAACACUUCCACGCUCAAAUGGUGCUCAGGCCAGACGGGCUCUAUUUGAGAGGAUGAACUCAGAGCCUACCAAGCCGAGGGAUUCCAAGCCUAAACUGAAGCGCUCUCAGAGUUUUGGAGUGUCCAGUGCCAGUGGUAUUAAACAGAUUCUCUUGGAGUGGUGCCGCUCGAAAACCAUUGGUUAUCGGAACAUAGACAUCCAGAAUUUCUCCUCCAGUUGGAGUGAUGGGAUGGCUUUCUGCGCUCUAGUCCACUCUUUCUUCCCACUGGAGUUUGAUUACAGCACUCUGGACCCUGCAAACCGCAAACACAACUUACAGCUGGCAUUCACCACCGCAGAGGAGCAGGCAGACUGUCUCCGUCUGAUCGAGGUGGAGGACAUGAUGGAUAUGGGGGACAAGCCAGACCCCAUGUGUGUGUUUACGUACGUCCAGUCCCUCUACAACCACCUGAAGAAGUUUGAAUAAUAACUCUGUAUCAGAGUAGAUUUACAAAGUACACAUUCUCCUUUGACUCCCUGUAUUGCUGUUGGUAACCACAGUGUGUCGUGAACACUUUAAAUAAGCUGACUAAUGAGGAACCCAGAAUCUUAAAAUCACAUUAACAAUGACUUUGGGGUUUGACAAAUAUAUUUCUCUGCCAAAUCAUAUACAUAUUGAUCGAUUUUAUACUGUGUGUGUUCACCAUUUUCCCCCAUUUCAUCUCUCAUCAGAGUGACUGACACUGAUACUUAAAAAUCAAUGGCCGUAAUCAAAGGAAGAAAGAUUACUACUGUGGAGAUGCUUCAGUUAAAAUGAACAGGAGGUUUGCCUAAGUCUUGCAAUGUGGCAAAAUAAACUAAUUUUAUAAUAUUUCCAAUUUUAGGUGUGAAUAUUUUACGUCAUUGUUAGAAAAUCACUUGCUCCUUACUUAAGACUGACGAGUAAAAACAAAUAUCUACAAGAGUGAGAGUUUAAUACUAAUUAAUUGAAGUGUCAAACUGAAGUGU
This is a messenger RNA of Thunnus maccoyii (southern bluefin tuna), 3136 nucleotides long. Its product is annotated as smoothelin-like protein 2. The coding region runs from base 567 to 2615 and encodes 682 amino acids. Gene Ontology annotation, molecular function: protein binding. Gene Ontology annotation, cellular component: microtubule organizing center; filamentous actin. Lineage: Eukaryota; Metazoa; Chordata; Actinopteri; Scombriformes; Scombridae. The transcript has 14 exons. Gene Ontology annotation, biological process: actin cytoskeleton organization. The record is from RefSeq and is a predicted model, not a curated record.